AUGGAGAAGAAAAUACUGGUGGCAGCGGUGAAGAUGAGGAUGGCAGCACCGGAGAAGAAACCAUUGAAGGCACCGGUGAAGACGAGGUAAGU
This is a messenger RNA of Cylicostephanus goldi, 92 nucleotides long. NCBI's taxonomy places the organism in Eukaryota, Metazoa, Nematoda, Chromadorea, Rhabditida, Strongylidae. The record is from the annotation of a GenBank genome assembly.